Messenger RNA from Fraxinus pennsylvanica, 1965 nucleotides. The record is from the annotation of a GenBank genome assembly. NCBI's taxonomy places the organism in Eukaryota, Viridiplantae, Streptophyta, Magnoliopsida, Lamiales, Oleaceae.
AUGGCGACGGAGCAGUGGCUGUGGGAUGGAGUAUUGGAGCUCACAAAGGCCGCUCAGGAGAAGGGCACCGACCCUCUUAUGUGGGCCAUGCAGCUUUCUUCUAACCUCACCGCCGCUGGAAUUUCCAUGCCCUCCACCGAGGUGGCGGAGCUUCUUGUAUCGCACAUUUGCUGGUCCAACAAUGUACCCAUAGCCUGGAAAUUCCUUGAAAAGGCUCUGACUAUCCGUAUAGUGCCGCCCAUGUUUGUUAUUGCGCUUCUCUCCACUAGGGUAAUACCCAGUCGCAGUAGGUAUCCGGUGGCAUAUAGGUUAUACAUGGAGCUUCUAAAAAGAUAUGCUUUUUCAUUGCCAUCUCUAAUUAAUGGCCCAAACUAUCAGAAGAUUAUGGAAUCCAUAAAUGAUGUCCUUCAUUAUUCCCAGAUAUUCGAAAUUCAGUCAUCUGAUCCUGGGCUUCUUGUUGUUGAAUUUAUAUUUUCCAUUGUAUGGGAGCUACUUGAUGCGUCGCUUGACGAUGAAGGUUUGCUAGAACUCACUUCUGAGAAGAAAUCAAGGUGGCUUACCAGGAGUCAGGACAUGGAAAUAGACAAUCCUGAUAGCUUUGAUGGGAAGAGAAUGGAACGCCAAGAAGCAAUGCAUAAAAUGAAUACCAUAACGGCUCUUGAAAUAAUUGGUGAAUUUUUUCGGAAUAAAAUAACUUCCCGGAUCCUCUAUUUGGCUCGUAGAAACAUGCCCACGCAUUGGGAAUGCUUUAUUCGGAACUUGCGUCUGCUUGCUGCUCAUUCGUCAUCUUUAAGAAACUCGAAACAUAUUUCUCCAGAGGCCCUCUUGCAGUUAACAGCUGAUACACGUCAAGUCCUAUCACGUAAAUGCAAAACAAAUUUGCAGCAACAAUUUCAUGCUAUAACAGCUGGGUCUCCUGUGUCUUCUGCUGGUCAGUGUCAUGGUGUUGGCCGUUCAGCACUCUGGCUUACUAUAGAUCUUUAUCUUGAAGAUGCAAUGGAUGGACAACAAGUGGCAGCUACCAGUGCUGCUGAAACUCUUACAGGUUUAGUGAAGGCUCUCCAGGCAUUAAAUCAGACCACCUGGGAGGAUGCAUUUCUUGGUUUGUGGAUUGCUGCUCUACGUCUUGUUCAAAGGGAAAGGAAUUCAAGCGAGGGUCCUGUUCCUCGGCUUGAUACUUGUCUGUGCAUGUUAUUGUCUAUAACGACACUCGCAGUUGUCAAUAUUAUUGAAGAGGAGGAGAUUUCUUUGAUCAGUGAAACUGAACGAAGCUCCAUCAGUCAAAGGAAAGAUGUACAGUCUAUGGGAAAGCAUCGGCGAGACCUAGUUUCCAGUUUACAGCAGUUGGAUGAUUUUGAAGGCUUGCUGAUUCCACCACCUCCUGUAAGUUCAUUGGCUAAUAAAGCUGCUGCAAAAGCAAUGAUGUUCCUUUCAGGCCUAACAGUUAGCGGUGGACAGCUUGAUGGCAUGAGUUUGAAUGACAUGCCUGUGAAUUGUUCUGGAAAUCUGCGCGAUUUGAUUGUUGAGGCUUGCAUUGCUAGAAAUGUGUUGGACACGUCUGCUUAUCUGUGGCCUGGAUAUCUAAAAGGUCGUAGCAACCAAGUUCCUCGAAGCAUUUCUGGACAGAUGCCUGGUUGGUCAUCAUUAAUGAAAGGGUCCCCUUUAACUCCUCCAAUGGUCAGCGCCUUGGUAUCAACUCCGGCUUCUAGCUUGGUAGAAAUAGAGAAAAUGUAUGAGAUUGCCUUGACUGGUUUGGAUGAUGAGAAGAUAUCCGCUGCUACAAUAUUUUGUGGGGCUUCUUUAACUCGUGGUUGGAAUAUACAGGAGCACACUGUGUGUCUCAUCACAAGACUUCUUUCGCCUGCAGUGGUAGAAGUACGCAUCAAUGGGGUUUUCUGUAGCGUUUGGAGUUUAUUUUCUAGCAAAACAUGCUUUCCCAUAUAUCAUGGAGAGAAAGCAUCAUAG